AUGGCUGGUGCUAUCGUGGAUGCUUCGACUGCAAACGGUGGAUCAGCCAGAACGGAAGCGAGGUCUGGUGCAGCCAAUGUGCUUCAGUUAACAAGAAGAGGAAGAGGCCGGUACAAGCUGGAUGCGGUGGUGGAAGAUGCCACCGGCACAAUGAACCUGAUGAUCUUUGACGAGGAUGUGGAGGGACUGAUCAGGGUCGCGGCAGAGGACCUCGUCGAUGAGAUCACCGAUGAGAACAGGCGUAUCCUUCCAGAUGCGAUCUCGGAUCUUAUCAGCUCGACCCACGCCUUUGAAGUUGCCAUCAACCACCGGAGCUUGGGCUGCGUCGUGAAGUGGGUCCUGAAUGAUGAUCAGUUGAUGCUGCUGCAGCACAUUGGCUCAAGUCAGAUGACAGUAGGAGAUGACAGUCCUUCGCUGGUGGAAGAGGGCUCUUCUUCUGACUCUGGGUGCAGCUCACAGCUUACGGAGGAGAAGAUGGUGACUGUGAAGCGAGAAACCGAGCUGAAGGCAGAAGAUGGGGCUCUGGAAAAAGAUGCUGAGUGAUGCCUUUCUCUGACUUUGAUUACCAACUGUGAAUGUAGCAAGAACAAGAUGCGCUAUAUGUGCGGUUUUCAGAUCAAGUGCCUGCUCUUUUUUUUUUGCGGGUACAAGUGCCUGCUCUUUUGCUCAGCCUUGUUUCCAAACCUAUGUAA
This is a messenger RNA of Lolium perenne, 692 nucleotides long. Lineage: Eukaryota; Viridiplantae; Streptophyta; Magnoliopsida; Poales; Poaceae. The record is from RefSeq and is a predicted model, not a curated record.